Lethenteron reissneri (Far Eastern brook lamprey) is the source of this 2987-nucleotide messenger RNA. Its product is annotated as TBC1 domain family member 24-like. NCBI's taxonomy places the organism in Eukaryota, Metazoa, Chordata, Hyperoartia, Petromyzontiformes, Petromyzontidae. The record is from RefSeq and is a predicted model, not a curated record.
GAGUGAACAUCCCACAAGCCGUAGCAGCUAUGAUGAAAAGCGUGUUUGUGAGCAGACUCUGUUUGUGGCUGACAGCACGUCCACUGGAGGCGCGUUCCGAUUGGCUGAUGCUGCUGCUCUUGAUCCGAUUUGAUUGGUCUCGGUGAUGGUUAGUGAUGGUGACAGCUGAGGUUUGGCCGGCCCGCAUGCGGUGCUGGGGAGAAGGAGGGGAGUUUCGUCGAGGACAUAUAUAAGACCCACUAUCGCUUCGCGUGGGGUCUCAGAAUAAUCACGGCGCCACGUGAAGAGGGCACUCCAACCGCACCCUGCCCCUCCUGCAAGGCUCCCGCAGCGUCGAGGAAGAUAAAGGAGUCGGCUGGACUUGGGAGAGCAGGGAGCGUGAGACGAAAUGUCAUCAAGCACCAUGGACGUGCAAGAUACGGUGGUGCCCGUGCUGGUGGUGUCGGAGCCCGGCAUGUCCCGGCACGCGGACGACCCCUCCACGUGGGGUGCCGAGGAGGCCACCGAUUGGACGCCGAGCUCCCUGGUCGACUGGGACGCCGUCCUGUCGGAGGAACCGCCGCCGGACCCGGACGACGACGCCGGUGCCGCCGGUGCCAUCUCCGCCGCCGCGGGGUUGAUCGGCGCGCUGCCCUGGGACCCCACCGAGCUGAAGCGGCUGGCCCGGCGCGGCGCGUGGGCCGGCCGGCACGGGGCGCGGGCGCGUGUCUACGCGGCCGUGCUGGACAGGCUGCCGUGCCGGCCAGGGCUCCCGGACGAGGACUCGUACCGCGGGACGCUGGACGAGGCGGGCGGCGGUCUGGACGCAGAAAAGCUGCCGCUGUUCGCGCAGGGAAUGCCGUGCCCCGUGUACCACCUCAACGCGAGCGGGCAGGCGGCGCUGUGCCGCGUGCUGGCCGCCACGGGCCGGCUCUUCCCGGCGCUCACGCACUGCCCCGCGCUGCCCGCCGUCACAGCCCUGCUGCUGCACUACGCGCGCGACGAAGCUCGCUGCUUCGCCGGGGUGGCGCGCCUCCUCUCCUGCUGCUCGGGGUCGGCGCGGUGCAACAAGCACUUCCUGGACCAGACGCACGUGGCGAGCACCGCAUCGGCGCUCACGUUCGGCGACCUGGCACGCCGGCACGCCCCCGGCGCGCACGCCCUGCUGUCGGCUCGCGGGAGCCCCUACGCCGAUUGGCUGCACUGGCUGCUGGGCGACCUGCCCUUCCCCUACGCCGUGCGCCUGCUCGACAGCUACCUGCUCGAGGGAGACAAGGUGCUGUAUCGUGCCUCGCUGGGCCUCCUCAAAGAGUACAAGUCGUGGCGAGCGUCCGCCGCGGCCGCAGCCGCGACCGCCGUUUCCGACCUCCCGGCGUGGUACGGAAGCGACGGCGGCGGCGGACCCGGGCCGGAUCCGGACGGCGAGGACGCGACGGAGGCGCGGGCCGAGGUGCACACGUUUGCGCGCGGCCUCGCGGCCCACGGCUGCCCCCCUGAGCGCCUCAUGGAGCGCGCCUUCAACAUCCGCCUCUUCUCGCGCCGCGAGAUGCGGCUCCUGCACGACGCCAACGAGCGGGUGCUGCGCGAGAGAGGAGUGCAGCGCAUCAGCACCGGCCGCGAGGAGCUGCCCGGCACCGUAGACGUGUCGAGCUUCUGCUCGGCAGUGGUGACGGCGGCUGAGAUGCGCUCCGUGUGGUCGUGGAUCCCCGAGCGCCACGCCCUCUACUCCCCGCGCCUCCUCUUCAGCACGCUCGAGCACGGCUGCUCGCUCACGCGGUUUUACGCCAACUGCAAAGAGCACGAGCCGACGAUUAUACUCAUCAAGACGAUGGACAAUGAGGUGCUGGGAGCGUUUUUGAGCUCCGCCUGGUCGGAGCGUAACCGCGCGACAAUGAAGGCCGGCUCGUUCUUUGGAACUGGGGAGUGCUUCGUCUUCACCGUCCGCCCGGAGAUACGGCGUCACCAGUGGGUCGUCAUCCGCUCUCCGCAGGGCGGACUCGACUCUCCGCUCGCCUCUCCGAUGCCGUCCCCUUACCCGUCCCCCCAGCCCUCUCCCUACCCGACGCCCCCCUCCACCCCUCCCUCCUCGCCCGUUCCUCCGCGCCGGCGCCUCUCCGACAUGAUGGAGGGCAAUGCGUGCAGCGGCACCGGCGGCGCCGUCGUCGCUUCCUCCUCCUCCUCCCACGAGCGCUCGCUGCACCAGCGCGUCUCGCAGGCCUUCGCCAACUGCAGGCCGCGCUCCGGCUCCACCCGGGAGGUGGCGUCCCAGCCGGGAGACGGCUCCCCUAAGUCGUCCCGCCGCUCCAUUGGCGACGCCCUGCGCCUCUCGCUGUCCGCGCUCGUCGGCUCGCCCGGCCGCUCGCCCGCCGCUUCACCCAACUUGCCCCGGCGCGGCCUCGGCGGCAACGGCGGCGGCAACGGCGGCGGCAACGGCGGCGUUGGUGACACCGCCGGCGCCUUGGCCUCUCAAGUCGCGUUCGCCAGCGCAGUCUCCUCCUCGCUGCUCUUCCCUCCAGCCGCCACCUCGAGGCCACGGUCGUUGUCCACCCCGACUCCGCUGUGCGCCCACGUCCCUUCUCGUCACCACCACCACCAUCACGGCGGGAAGAUCCGAUUCAACCCGACGCCGUCGCCGCCCGCUCUGCUCUGCGUGCCGUCGCACUCCUCCUUCGCCCAGGAGAUGCAAGCACGCGGCCUGGGCCCCAGCGCCGCGCCGCUGCAGGCCUCGCAGUCCUUCCAGAUGCCGGCCAAGGCGGCCUCCAUGUUCAUGGCCGGCACGCCGGACUCCAUCGUGAUUGGCGGGGGAGGGGGGUUCGCCCUGUGCCUGGACGCGGAGCUGCUGCACGGGCGCAGCGAGGCGUGCGACACGUUCGCCAACCCGCCGCUCAGCUCCACGCAGGACUUCAUCGUGCAGGUGCUCGAGGUGUGGGCGCUGCAGCAGGAGGACGACCAACCCUGAGCGUACCGCCGCCGCCGCCGCCACCGCCACCGGAGAUGGACAGACGGAA